Messenger RNA from Calliphora vicina (urban bluebottle blowfly), 840 nucleotides. RefSeq names its product chymotrypsin-1-like. NCBI's taxonomy places the organism in Eukaryota, Metazoa, Arthropoda, Insecta, Diptera, Calliphoridae. Gene Ontology annotation, molecular function: serine-type endopeptidase activity. Bases 1 to 825 code for a protein of 274 amino acids. The transcript has a single exon. The record is from RefSeq and is a predicted model, not a curated record. Gene Ontology annotation, biological process: proteolysis.
AUGAAUAGAACUUCAACGGUCCUGCUACUUAUAAUAGCGUACUUAACCGCUAACACUGUAACGGCAAAACUUAUAAAACCUCUGCCCCAUGUUACUAAACAAGAACGAAUAGUGGGUGGUUCCACUGCUGAGGAAGGUUUGGCUCCCUAUCAAGUGUCUUUGCAAAAUUUUUGGGGUCAUAGUUGUGGUGGUGCCAUUAUUGAUACUGAAUGGAUUUUAACCGCAGCCCAUUGUGUGGUGAAUAAGGAUGCCGCCGAUAUUUUGGUAUUAACGGGCACUCAAGAUUUAACCGAUUUAACGGGAGUCUUUUAUUAUGUGGAUCGUAUCUAUGUGCAUUGUAAUCACGACAGUCCCAGCAUGCACAAUGACAUUGCUAUGCUGCACUUAAAUUCUAGUAUUGUAUUGAAUGAGAAAACCAAAAUUGUUCCCCUACAAACGAAGCCCAUGAAAGAUGGUGAUGAUGUGAUUUUAACCGGUUGGGGUUCUGAAGAAUAUUUAGGUGAUUCACCAGAUCGUUUGAAGAAGGUUGACUUGAAAUACAUGGAACAUCACCGUUGCAAAGAAGCUCAUGACAAUACACCAGAUGUUGAUGUGGGCCAUAUGUGUACGUUUACCCAGCGUGGUGAGGGUUCGUGUCAUGGUGAUUCUGGUGGUCCUUUGGUAAGCAAUGGCUUUUUGGUAGGCAUAGUCAAUUGGGGUCGACCAUGUGCUGUUGGUUAUCCCGAUGUUCAUGCUAGUCCCUAUUAUUAUUUGGAUUGGAUACGCAAUAUUAUGCGUGGUAAUAGCAAGUGUAAACUGAAUGCAUUUAUUAAGGAACGAUAUUGAAUUUAGUUUAAGAAU